AGGUGAUAGAGUGUGGUCAAUGGUUGAAUAAUAACUGUGACUGUCAUAACAAUAAUUAGUGUUGUGAGGCUUAACUAAAGUCAGUCUGUCCCUCAUCAUUACUGUGCAAUGUGAUGGAAUGGAUACACACAUACACAGAGGCUAACAACUGUCACCAACAACAUCAGCAUACCUUUAUACAUAUCUGACAUACUGCACAUAUCUAACAAUAUCACCACCUCUACUAUACACACCUGAUAUACUGCACACUGACUGACUCUCACUAUAUCACAUUAAAGUGUGUGUGAGAGAGAGAGAGAGAGAGACACACACAUAUAACCAGAAACUGACAGAUCAGAAGACAAUGUAUGAUAUCUUUUCACAGGUUAUUUAAACCUCCAACACUCCUGUUGAUGUCGUUAAUGCAUCAUUUUACACACAUACACACACACACACACACACACUAGCCUCCAAUGUUUGCCUUAAUCACACUACUUUUACUCACACCUCACUCUCCGUUCUACUAUACUUCAUUUCUAUCUCCAAGUUUCCUUCCUCCUAAAUAUUGCUCAUAUCUGACUGCCUCUCUACCUCACUCCACUUCCCUCUCUCACACAUACCCCUCCCUCUCACAGACAAUCAUCUCUCCCCUCUGUCUUUGACACUAUUUUCUCCCUCUUUCUCUCUCUCACACUAACCCUCCAUCUCUCUCUCACUCACUUUAACACUGCCCCCUCACCACCUCAUCAUCUCCUCAAAUUACCAAUCAAACCUGAUGCUGGUAUCACAGCCAGUCAGACCCAAUGGUGACAUAAUCACACCUCUAGCGACAACACAGACACACACAUAUACAGCACAGGCACACACAUAUACAGCACACACACACAACACUAGCAGCAGACUGCCACCACAACACCACCAUCCAUCAUCAUUACCACCAUCAUCCUCCGCUGAUCACUUCCUUCAUCUCUUCUUACCAUAAACACAGUUUGCCGCGCUGGAGACUGCUUAGCAGGCAUGUUUCUGCAGAAACAUCAUUGCUCACUCAUUUCUCCCUCCUCCUCCUCCUUCCUCUCAUCGCAGACUCUUUGAUUGACGACAAGGAAGGAAGGAAGGAAGAAACAAACAAAAAAAAAAAGAAGCAAAGACAGAAAGAAAAAAGAAAGAAGUGCUAAAGAAAGAGAGAAAGAUGGAAGAAUCAGGACUUGAAACAACAACCAAAAGAGGCAAUCGGCCCUUUAUUUGGUUAGAAAUGAGAACUGUUAUGAUCUCCCUUUGUAUUCUCGCAACUGGUCUUGGUAUAAGCCUUGUGGUAAUUCUCAGCAUGAAGAACCAGAAAGAUCCUCAACAAUUAGCUCUUGAAAAUUUAUGUUUGACAAAAGAUUGCGUUAAAGCAGCGGCAAGACUGAUGGAUGCAAUGAAUACCAAGGUAGACCCAUGUGAUAACUUUUAUGACUUUGCCUGUGGAAGUUGGAAAAGACUGAAUCCAAUUCCAGAAGAUAGUUCCAGUUACAGCACAUUUGAACAACUUAGGAACCAACUACAGUCCUUACUUAAAGAUCUCCUUGAAUCUGAAAUCUCAGAUGAAGAAAAUAUUUCAAUCCAAAAAGCCAAAAUACUUUAUUCUUCUUGCAUGAAUAAAAGUUUAUUGGAAGACAGAGAUUUGUCUCCUUUAAGGAUAUUCCUGGAUGAACUUGGUGGUUGGCCUGUCGUUGAUAUCAAUUGGAAUGAAAGUAAUUUUAACCUCUACAGUCUGAUGUCAAAACUACGCUUGUACAACAACAACAUUUUUGUAUAUAUGUGGGUUUCUACGGAUGAGAAAAACUCCAGUACCAAUAUUAUCCAAAUUGAUCAAGGUGACCUUGGAAUGCCUUCAGCUGACUAUUUUACUUCAAAAGAACAUGAAGACAAAUUGAAUGCCUACAAGAAAUUUGCUGAGAAUGUUGCAAUUACAUUAGGAGCCACUUCUUCCGAGGCUGAAAAGCAAAUAGAUGAAGCAAUUAAACUUGAAAUCCAAAUUGCAAAUAUCACGGAGCCAAGUGAAGGCCGAAGAGACUAUGAGACCAUGUACAAGAAAUUCACCAUUGAAGAACUGACAAAUAAAUUACCUGAGUUUGAUUGGUUAAAAUAUUUAACAGAGACAUUUAGUGCAGCCAACAUCACCCUCACCACUGAACAGCCUGUUGUUGUUUAUGCCUUGGAUUUUCUAACAAAUCUUGUUCAGAUCUUAAAAGUAACUCCCAAAAAGACUCUGGCUAACUAUCUGGUAUGGAGAAUUAUUAUGAAUCGGGUUAAUAAUUUACCCAAAAAGUACAGGGACAUGAAGAAGGAUUACCAUGAGAGAAUCUUUGGUCAGCAAAGUGAGACACCAAGAUGGCGGGAAUGUGCAACAUUUGUGGCAGACAACCUGGGAAAUGCUAUUGGACGGCUCUUUAUCGCAAAUUACUUUGACGAAGAAGCUAAGAAAAGCGCCAAAGAAAUGAUCCAGAACAUCCGAGAAGCUUUUAAUGAACUUCUACAUGAGGUAGAAUGGAUGGACAGCAGUACGAUAGAAGUGGCACAAGAGAAGGCAAAUGCCAUUGUUGAAAGAAUUGGAUAUCCACCUUACAUACUUAAUGAUACAGUUUUAACGAACAUGUACUAUCACGUCGACUACCAAUCAGAUUUUUAUUUUGAAAAUGUACUGACCACUAUCAAAUGGAAUGCUAUGAUUAACUUAAAACAACUUGGACAACCAGUGGACAAUGAAGAAUGGUUAACACCACCAGCUGUUGUCAAUGCCUUUUAUAGUUCCACAAAGAAUGAAAUAUUAUUCCCUGCUGGCAUUCUACAACCACCAUUUUACAGUAAAGGCUAUCCAAAAUUUAUGAACUAUGGUGGAAUUGGAAUGGUAAUUGGUCAUGAAAUAACCCAUGGUUUUGAUGACAAAGGAAGACAAUAUGACAAAGAUGGUAACCUGAAACAAUGGUGGGAUGAUGUUGUGAUUGAACGCUUCAAGAACCAGACUCAAUGUAUGAUAGAACAGUAUGGUAAUUACUUGGUCCCAGAGGCUAACAUGAAUGUACGUAUAACCUCUACAUUUCAUAGCUCAAUAUGGAGAGUUAUGUGCAGUAUAUUCAGUUUUUGCUUCUCUUUAACUGCCCCACAGGCCUAUGAACAUUGGAAGAAGAAAACAGGAGGUAAAGAACAAACACUGCCAGGUCUCUCCUCCUACACUCCUGAACAAAUGUUUUUCCUCAAUUUUGCCCAUGUUUGGUGUGGCUCAAUGCGUCGAGAAGCUGCCAUUAAUAGAAUUCAGACAAACCAUCACAGUCCGGGAAGAUUUAGAGUCAUUGGUCCACUGCAGAAUUCUCCAGAAUUUUCUCAAGUCUUCAACUGCAAACAAGGAUCCUAUAUGAAUCCAGAGCAGAAAUGUACAGUAUGGUAGUGUGAGAGUGGAUGGUGGUAAAUUUGUGUGGAGUCAUGUAUUGGAUGGCAAUGUGAGUAGGUGGGUGGAGUUAUAUCUGUAUUAAAUUGUGUAAAAUAUGGUAAUGUGGGUGGGUGGAAUUAUGUCUGUGUAAAGUUGUGCAUAGUAUAAAAGUAUGGGUGGAGCUAUAUCUAUGCCGAUACAAUGAGGGUGAGUGGUGUUACAUCUGUGUUAUGUCGGGUAUAAUGUGGUAGUGUGGUAGGUGGAGUUAUGUCUAUGUAGAGUUGUGUACAGUAUGGUUGUGUGGGUGGGUGGAUGGAGUUAUAUCUGUGUAGAGCUGCUGUAUUGAAUGGGAGUGUGGCUGGAGCUACACCUGUACAGUUGUCGUACAGUAUGGUUAUGGGGGGAGAGUUAUAUCUGUGUGGUGUUUGUGUACAGUAUGGUAAUGUAAGUGGAAUUAUAUCUGUGUGGUGUUGUGUAUAAUAUGAUAGUGUGUGUGUGGAGUUAUAUCUGGAUAGAGUAGUUGUGCAGCAUAGGAUGGAGUUAUAUCUGUUGUCUGUUGUUGUUGACGUUUCAACACUGCUUCCUUCUUCACCCAAGAGUUUUGUACAUCUGGAGGAUUUGUGUAUCUUUAGUUGUAUAGUAGUCUGUGUUACCUCUCACAAUUGACUCUACCUCUCUCCCCUCUCUCACUCUAUCACCUCCAGCAGUGGACUGUUUCUACCACUUUCUCUCCUGUAUCAACAUAUUUUAACACAAAGUAAAUCUUAAUAUAUGUGUGUGUGUGUGUGUGUGUGUGUAUGCGUAUGUGUGUGUGUACAUUCGUGUGAGUGUGUAUACAUGAGCACUGUAUACAUUAUUAUUAUUAUUAUUAUUAUUAUUAUUAUUAUUUGAUUGUUAUUCUGCAAUUUAACUCGGGUUUUGUUGGAACUCCUGGAGUUUUGCAUGAGUAGUGGACUUGCUACCUGCAACCUACAGUACCAUGCUAUCUGUACUUUCCAACUACUACUACUACUACUACUACUACUACUAUUAUUAUUAUUAUUAUUAUUAUUAUUAUUAUUAUUAUUAUUAUUAUUAUUAUUAUUAUUAUUAUUAUUAUUAAGGCAGUGAGCUGGCAGAAUCAUUAGCACACUGGGUGAAAUGCGUAGCGGUAUUUUGUCUGCUGGUAUAUUCUGAGUUCAAAUUUUACUAAGGUCGACUUUGCCUUUCAUCCUUACAGGAUCAAUAAAAUGCAGUAUCAGUUAAAAAAUCAAUAUCUGGGGUCAAUAAAAUUGACUAGUUCCUCAUCUCCCUAAAAUUGCUGGCCUUGUGCCAAAAUUUGAAACAAUUAUUAUAAUUAAGGAAGUAAACAGGCAAAAUCAUUUGCUCAUGCCAAAAAUGCUUAGCAGCAUUUCCUCUAGCUUUUUACGUUUUGAGUUCAAAUACUGGUGAGGUCAACUUUACUUUUCAUCCUUUAAGGGUUGAUCAAAGAAAAGUUGCAGCCAAGUGCUGCGGUCAAUGUAAUCAACUUGUCCCAUUUUCUUCUAUUUGCUGACCCUCUACCAAAAUUAUAAAGAAUUACUUAUUAUUAUUAUAUAUGAAUGUAAUUAUUAUUAUGUGUAAUUAAUGUGUUGCCCUCUACAUCACUUCAUUAACACACACUUCUCUCUCUCUCUCUCUUUCUCUCGCCCUCUCACAUGUGCACACACACACACAAUGCUAUGUAGACCUGCUGAUUGAAGAAUAACUCAAGGUAUAUACAGCAAUGUAUGUUUAUAUUUCUGUAUAAAUCUCCAGUUGUUUUCUAUAAUUUAGUUUGUCUAAAUAUUAUAUACACAUAGAUAUGCAUGCAUAUGUAUGUAUGCAUGUGUGUGUGUGUGUGUGUGUGUGUGUGUGUGUGUGUGUGUGUGUAUACAUACAUGUAUAUAUAUUAAUGUCUAUCUUUAUGUCAAGUUCUAAUAAAGGCGAUUUAACAGUAAACUGAAGAAUUACUCUAUAUUCUCUACUUUCUUGUAGAGUACAUAUCUAUUACACUUUGAAAAGAAGAAGGGUGACAGUGACUUUGAACUUUUGGUCUGCAAGUUGUCAUCAGACAAUCCAACGAAAGCUAGCAAGCUGAAACUUCAAAGUUGCUGUCACCUCUAUUCUUAUAAAGUAUAUAAUUAAUAUAUGUAUAUGAAAUGAGUUUGACUCAGCUUCACAUUUAAAGUUUUGUGAGUGCAGGGCGUGGCAAUAUUAUUAGAUGUUUAGAGUCAGAGUGAAGAUAAUUUAAAAGAAAUUUGAAAUGGCUUCUUGGUAAGAAUAUUUAGGCUUUCAUUGGUUAGUUCAGGUCAUGUGGUUGGCUUAGCUACAUUAGCAAUAUUUGUUCUUUUCAUCGGAUGCCCCAGGUUAAGCAGAGGCACCAGUUAGUAUUCUGUAGAUUGUGUUAUUUCAGCUUUAACAGUUACCAUUUGGGAAGGUAUCUAAUUUGAUAACUGUUGAAUUAUGUAUGAAUUUGCAUCACCAGCACAGGGGAUAGCAUGUAUAUGUGUAUGUAUGUGUGUAUGGAUGGAUAAAGAAACAGACAAAAAGGUGUAUGGCUGUAUAUACACAUAUAUAAACAGAUAUAGGUAUAUAUGAACAUACACAUACUUUAGGAAGGAUAUCUAGCCAUAAAAACCAUACCAAAACGUUAAAUACUGCUGCCACUGCUGAUAUAUAUAUAUAUAUAUAUAUAUAUAUAUAUAUACACACACACACAUAUGCAUAUACAUAUAUGUAUAUAUACAUAUAUACCAGUGCUAAUAGUAUCAGUUGUAGCCACUAUCAAGACUGAAAAUGUUGAGAAUCAUUCAAUAUUUAUGUUUAUUUAUGAACUGCUGAAAUUUUCAAUCACAUGAUCUUGUCAAACAAAUGAAACAGCCAUAAGACUGUACAGUUUGCAAUGAAACAAUGUAAUACAUAUAAAUGAUUAUGGUUGACUUUGCCUUUCAUCCUUUUGAAGUCAAUGAAAUAAUAAGUACCAAUUGAAUACUGGAGUUGAUGAAAUUCACUAGCUUUCUCCUCCUCCAAAAUGUUCAGGCCUCGUGCCUAUAGUAGAAAGGAUUUUCAGAAUAAUAACAAGACCAAAAUUGAUAUUUUGACUGUAUUUAAUACACAUGUAUGGAGUAAUUAUGUAAGAUAAUCACUAUGUAAUACUACCCUCUUCAGUCAACAUAAAAAAAUAUACGUAGCUCAGGUUACCAGCUGGAAGGACAAAAACAUGAAACUGACAGUACUGGAAAUUACGAACCUUUUGGAAAUAAUGUAUUUAAGAAUACUCUCCAUUUAUAUAUUGAAUUCUAUAAUUUAUUGCUUCUCGGUGAAUGAACAGAAAUUGAUAUAUAUAUAUAUAUAUAUAUAUAUAUAUAUAUAUAUAUGAGUGUGUGUGAGCAUACGUUAUCAUCUUAACUGUGUUAUAUCACAAUCUCAUCACUCAGUUUUAAAAUAAACUCAGAUUCUUACCCUUUAUCUAAACCCUCUAUUUUUCAUUUGAUUCUUUCAUAACAAAUUUUUUAUAUAUAUUUGGGAUUUUUUUAGACAGAAAAGAAAAAGGAAAACAUACUCAAUAGCUUCAUUUGCUAAAUUUAUACAAAUUUCAUUGAAUCUUGGUGUGAAAUUGCAUUUCCUGUAAAACCCAUUUUUGUAAUGAGUUAGCUUGGUAUAUGAUGUUUAAUGUAUUAAAGUUUGUCUGUUCUACCAUCUGUAUUUAACGUGUUACCAAAAGAUAUUUACAUUAAUAUAUAUAAAAAUAUAAAUAAUACAUGAAGCAAUGUAUAUAUUUGUUCUGUCGAGUUCUUUGGCACCUCACACUUGCAAUGUUUUUAUUUUUGUUUGUUUUUGUUCCUCAAAUUCCAUGUUCUUGAUGAUAAUAAAAGUAAUCAAACAAUUCAAUUAAAAUA
Octopus bimaculoides (California two-spot octopus) is the source of this 7287-nucleotide messenger RNA. Its product is annotated as neprilysin-1. The record is from RefSeq and is a predicted model, not a curated record. Gene Ontology annotation, cellular component: plasma membrane. Lineage: Eukaryota; Metazoa; Mollusca; Cephalopoda; Octopoda; Octopodidae. Gene Ontology annotation, biological process: protein processing. Gene Ontology annotation, molecular function: metalloendopeptidase activity.